Molecule: messenger RNA, 1704 nt
Organism: Ichthyophthirius multifiliis
Lineage: Eukaryota; Ciliophora; Oligohymenophorea; Hymenostomatida
Exons: 5
Biological process (GO): protein phosphorylation; mitotic DNA damage checkpoint signaling
Cellular component (GO): nucleus; cytoplasm
Molecular function (GO): ATP binding; protein serine/threonine kinase activity
Source: RefSeq, a predicted model, not a curated record
AUGAAUUUAAUAACUUAAAAAUAUAAAAAAAAUCUAUAGAUAAAUAAAAAUAAUUUAUUAAUAUGCGAUUUUUUUAAUAUUAAAGGAAAAAAUGAUACAAAAAUAUACUAUUUAGAGUUAUAUAAUGAUAAUAUUUAUAUAUAUAAAGUUAAUUAAAUACAUAAAAUAUAUACAUGUUAAUUAUUUUAAUAAAAAUUAUAAAAAAAUAAAAUUAAAUAGCCUUCAAAUACUAAUAUACCUUAUAAAUAAAUCGAUUUAAUAUAGGAUUUAUGUUUUGAAUUAGUACUAAACAAUAUAAAUUGUAUAAAAUUUGAUUAUUAAGAAAGUUAUUACGAAAUAUAUAACGAAGACAUUCAUAUAUUAAAAAAAUGGUAAUAUUAUUUAGAGAAAAUAUUAAAUUAAAGAGGAUUUCAUUAAUAAUUUAAAUGCUAUAAAAAAAUUGGUAAAGGAUCUUUUGCAUCUGUUUAUUUAGCAGAAAGAAUAUAAAAUAAUAAAUUAUAUGCGAUAAAAGCGUUUUCUAAAUAAAUAAUAUUUUCAUAAUAAUAUGGAAAAGAAUCUAUUUAAAAUGAAAUAUAAGUAAUGAGAGAAUUAAAUAAUGCAUAUUCUGUUUAAUUGCAUUGUGUUUUUGAAACAGAACGUUCUUUAUAUUUUGUUUUAGAUUACUUAGAAGGAGGUUAACUUUAGGAAAAAAUUGAUGCCAAAUAUAAAUUUUCGGUUUUUGAAAUAAAAAAUAUUAUGGUAAAACUUCUUUAUGCUAUAAAAAAUAUGCACUAUAAGAAAAUUAUGCACAGAGAUUUAAAACCAGAAAAUAUAUUAUUAAAGGAUAAUGUUUCUUAAUUACCAAUUAUUGCAGAUUUUGGUCUUGCAACAAAAUAUGAUUUAAAUGAAUUUUUAUUUGUAAGAUGUGGAACACCAGGUUUUGUAGCUCCUGAAGUUGUCAAUAUUAAAAAUCUUAAAACAACAUAUGGACCUUAAUGUGAUAUUUACUAAUUAGGAUUAAUAUUUUAUAUAUUAUUAAUUGGAAAUUCUCCUUUUCAAGGUAAAACUAUGGAUGAAAUACUUAUUUCUAAUAGAGAUGCCUAUAUUAAUUUUAAUAUUAAUGAAAUUUUGAAUUUACCUUUAGAUACAUAAGAUUUACUUAAAUGUAUGCUAAAAAAAAACCCGAAUGAAAGAUUAACUGCUGAAAAUUGCCUAUAGCAUUAAUUUUUUAAAGAAAAUAUAUAUAUUAAAGUAGAUGUUAAUGAAUAUAAUGAUUAAAUAAAGUAUUUAUAAAAAUAUGAAUUUAUAUUUAAAAUUUUAUUAUUAAGAAAAGAUGAUAAUUAAGAAUAAUAUACUUUUUCGUAACAGAAAAGUUAAAAAUAAAUAUAAAAUUUAAAAAAUAUUGAAAAAGAUUCAUGUAAAACUUUGCUUUUAGGAAAUUCUUCUAAAACAUAUAAUGAAUUUGAAAGUAUAACAAGAGAUGAGAAUACAUGUAAUAGAAAUAAUGUAUAUAAACAAGAAUAAUAAAAAAAUAUAAGAAGUAAAUAGGAUAUUUAGAAUAAAGAUGUAGAUAAUAUAAUUUACAAUAAUAAUUAUGAAGGUGAUUUAUUAUUUAUAUAAUAAUUUAAAAUUCUAUUUUUAUUAAUAUCCAUAUAUAUAAAAAAAGAAAUUAUAAACGAAAAAAAUAAUUUAAUGAAUGAUAUUUAAAAUGAAAUUAUAAUAUGA